Messenger RNA from Drosophila virilis, 5520 nucleotides. RefSeq lists its product as uncharacterized. NCBI's taxonomy places the organism in Eukaryota, Metazoa, Arthropoda, Insecta, Diptera, Drosophilidae. Gene Ontology annotation, cellular component: cytoplasmic vesicle membrane. The record is from RefSeq and is a predicted model, not a curated record.
GCACACCCAGUUGCCUUGGCAAGCCUGUCGCUGUUUCUAAUUUUGUUAGCCAUUUCCAGUUGUUUUUGUGCGCGUUCUACGCUUCAUUUUUGUACAAUCGACAAUGAAGUCUUAAUUCAAAGUCCGAUUACCAAUUCAACGACGACAGCGACUCUAUACUCGCUCUCAUUUUCGCACCGACACUCCACUGUUGUCGCAGUCUCCACAUCCCUGUUACUGAGUGACAGUCAACUGCUCCCUGGUGCGCAACAAUAUUUUAGUAUUCUGUAAUUGUUUACUGCACACUGCCUACCAACAACAGCAAGCUCCUCAAAUUGUUGCCUGGUUAACAACAGAGAGAACAAAUACUGCUGGUGCCCAGUGAAAGCGACAGAAACAGCAACAGAAACGGUCCUUAAGUGUUGUUACACGAUAGCGAGAAAAUUUUCUCAUUUUCGCGAUGGUGUGACUUUCUGUGUGUAUUAAGAUGAACACAAGCGAACAAGAAAAAAAAAACAAUAAAAACAAAUUAAAGUUUGCAAAAUAAUUGCGUGUGUUUUCGCGUAAGUGCUACUACUUAUGUUGUCAUCUAUUUGCACAACACCAAAUCUGUCUGUGGCACACACAUCAACUUUUUAAUGGCCGAGUAGAUAGCGUUGCAAUAAAUAUUUUAUUCAGUUAACGUCAUAAACACAACAACAACUCUGGCAAAGGCUAAGCACAAAGGCAAGCAGCUCGUUCGACGACGACCAAAAGUAUGCAGCGAAAAAUUGCAUUUUCUGUCAAGGACAAAACAAAACUUUCUGCCAUGUAGCGACUGGCGUUUAUCUUGCCUGUGUGUGUGCGUGUGGGCGUGCGUGUGUAUGUGUGUUUUCAAGCAAAGCGCCACCAAAACCCUUAAGACAAAAAAGUAUCUCAAACAAUCAAGCAGCGAAAAUACCGAAGAAAAACAAAACAGAAUAACAAAUCACACAACCAACCACGGAGGCUGCAGCUACACAACAACCCCAGACAAGCAAGCCACCCCAAUCGACAUUUGGCGCCAGUCGGACAACUGUGUGGCCACCAUGUGGUUUCAUGCUUCAACGAUGCUCCGAUUAGUUCCAAUGUUUUUCAUUCUACUAUGGCUGCCCGUUCAAGUCACGGCUCGCUUCUGCGAGGGCGGGCACAUAUGUUCGCUGCCACGCGAAUGCUGCACCCAGGGUUGUUGUCCACCAUAUCAAAGUGGACCGCGACAGCUGCCUCCACCGUCGGAACAUGUACUGAACUUAUUCUUUAUCAGCCAUUGGUUCUUUUGGUGCGUCGUGGUGGCCGUCAUUUUAGCCAUACUUUGUGCCUACUCGUUGUGGAAAAAGCGACGUACACUCUGCGGCUGGGGCUUUACGGAGCAUCACACACAAUCCGAGGGAGAUUCGGCCGGCUCCUGCUAUGCACCGCCGCAAUAUAGUCGCUGCAAUUCAUUUCAUCACCCUCCCCCGCCGUACACGGAGGUGGCAUCGAAACCGGAUCUAUACCCGCUCGUGUUUACAUGCAACAACGAAAAUAGCAAGGGAAAUGCCGGCUCCAGCUAUUUGAUGGUGCAAUAUUUUCGCAACUACAUUGUGCGUCCAACGGGCUCACUGAGUGCCGCCAGCACUGUUGACUCGCUUAGCUCCAGCUUCAUUUGCAAUAUCAAUGAGGCCAACACAUUGGUGCCGCCACCCUACUCACGAGCAGCCAGCCCAGAGCUAAGCCUACAUUACGGUGCAAACAGAGAGCCUCCACCCAACUCGCAAUUAGCAGCGCCGCAAUACGGCUUACCAAGGUCCGCAUCCCAGCUGGUAGAGCCAGAAUAUCAGCCACGAGCCCAUUAUGCUACCGUUGCAGUGGACAGAAAUACUGGACUUGGGGCUGGCACAGCGCAUUAUAGUACACGUUUACAUAACUCGCACAGCGGACACUUCUCGCCGGGUGAGUCGUCCGUUGACUCGGCUGGCCUUAUGCAUACCGGUGGUGGUGGAGGAGGCUUCCUGCAGUCGCAGAGCGAUCAACAUUUCCGCUACAUGGUAAACAGCCGCAGUAGCCUCAGUGAUAUAUUUGUGAAUAACAGCUGUGCGGCGGGCUUGGGAGUGACUGGACCAGAUGUGGGUGGAGCUGCAAGUGGAGGGGCCACACAGACAUCUUCAUUGUGCAGCCUGGCAUUAGCAGCCGGGGGCACACCAGCCAUUUACAACAAUGCUUGCAUACAGUCCAAUCCGCUGCACAGUUUAGAAAACUGCUGCCAGUUAGUGUCAGCGGAGGAAGCGGCUGCAGCGGUAACAGCGCCCACAACAGCCAGCACAGUGUCUGGAGUAAGUAGCCUCUCAAAUAUUGGCACGCCUGGCUCUCCCCCUCAAGCUACUAGCCCAACCGGCGAGGUGCGCGAAAUACUCGACCAAAUAAGUAAGCUACAAGCGGACGUCAGCUACGAACAGCUGCUGCUUACCGGUGGUGCUAAGCCACGUUUGCAGCACACGCUGUCCAGGCCAAUAACACGACCCGCCACAUUGCAACAUACGGCAUCAACACCGAUGUCAACAACGCCGACAUCAGCGACUCCCAGUAAAGGAAAAAAGUUCUAUGCGUCGAAGCCGCCCAACAAGGCGUUAUAUAUACCAAUGGCCGUAAUGGCACCACCGCCUGCCCAACGCUGUGUGCUCAAGAGCCCCAUUAGUAGCGUUGUCAGCGGUGCUAACUUUUUUGUUAACCGCGGACGGGUGGCCCGUAAGGGCUGGAUAUCUCGCUCGGCACCAACAACGCCAGGCAGCGGACUCCCGCCCAAUCGAUUAGGUGAUGACAGCCCAUUAUUGAAUGAGCACGAUGAGGAUACCAUCGACGAAUCUGGGCACGGGGAGCAACUGGAAUAAUACACGCCGCCCCCACAAAACGGCAGAGAUAGUUCAAACACCUAUAGAUGUAAGCUUUUAAUCAAACUGCAGCUUAGUAGGUCAUCCUUAGAUCGCCUGAAAUCAAAGUGCCAAAAAAUACCAAAAAAAAAAAAAAAAAAAAUUAAAUUACAAAAACAUCUUAGAUUUUAGGCUUGCUCUGAAUAUUAUUGAUUUUCAGAGGUUGUGUCUUCGAAGCACUUGUUAAUCUCAACUUCAUCUAAGUAUAAACCAAAAAUUUGAAAUAAAGUCGCUUUUAUUCGUAUUUUUGCCUAUGAAAUUCUUAUAUUGAUCUCACUCUCUUCACUACAAAAUGUCUCAAUUUGUAUGUUUUGUAGCUUAAACUUAUUGUUUUGGAGUGGCCAUGUUAUGUUAUAGGAAUUACUAACCACAUCGCGAAAUCACCGACGCUGUCGUCAUUUCCAAAAACGCGCUCACAAUCUUUUAGGCUCGGGGAUUUUAAUUGCAACGUUCUUACUUGUUUUUUUUUUUUCUUUUUGGUGUUUUCUGGCAAAUUGACUAAUAUAAAUACACAACUAAAAAUGGUUUAUAAAUCGAUUUGUUCGUACGUACUAUUCUACAUAAUUAGGUAGACAAUUAAAAAAAAAAUAAAAAUAAUAGUUGGCUAAUACUUGUAACUAAGCAGGCCGACCGUGUUCCUAUUGCACAAAAAGCAUACAGCAACAGCUAUAACAACAAUGUAUCAUUGAUGAAAUUAUGUAAUAUGUAUGUACAUAUGGAUGUAUCGAUUAAGAUUCGUUCUGCAAGUAAAGGACUAAACAAUUUUUGUGUGCUUCAAACUACAUUGUAAAUGUUUCAAGUUUAAUUGUAAAUCUAUGGUAUAAGGGAAUUAAAAAGGAAAAGCAAAUGUGUUCUAGUCGGGUGCACUCGAGUAGGAGAUAUUCUGAACCACUGGCCGAGCUUUGUAUCUUUACACAGCUUCCAGCUUUAUCCCAUACACACUUACACAGUAACACACAUACAAACACACACACACACACCGAUGCUCGGCGCUUACUGCACUGCAUAUAUGCAAAAUCCAUAUGUUUCAUACAAGUGUUCUUGAAGAGCAAAAUUGUUUAUUGCCGUAUCUUAAUGAAAUUCAGCGUCUACAUAGAACUUUCAAGCAAGUAAGUGAGCUUUAGUCGGGAGUGUCCUACUUGAAGAUUCCCUAAAAGCAGAGCUCCCGUCACAAGCAUUCUUGCUUCUUACUGUGCAGUAUACUUCUUUUUUCUUUCCUUACCACCACAGUACAGUAUUGUCCGAUCUUUAGGGCAUGAGUAUGCCAUAUAAAUGCGUGCAAGUACAAAGACUUUACAUCUUUAUAUAGGGAGAUGCCUAAAAACACAAACAUUCUGCGUAUACCAUACCGAUCGACAUUCCGAAUGUGGUGGCUAAGCUUAAACAAAAAACAAGAUUUCGAUAUGGAUUCUUAUCGAUUUCAGGUCGGGCAGCAUGGACACAACGACGACCUAUGAUCAAAUUUUGAAAUAUCCAGCUCCAGGACGGACGGACAGACAUAGGGACUUGGCUAGAUCAAUUGGUGUUGACAAUGGAUAUAUAUACUCUAUGUGGUUGAAGAUGCUUCCUCCUGCCUGUUAAACUCGUUCUGUGUGUGGUUCAAAUGUUUCAAAUGUCAAGCAUCUGCUUUUAGUAGUUUCCAGUAUCGACGCUUUCAUACAGUUAAACAGACUGCGGAGAUGGGCAGGUCGACUUGGCCCGCUUGGCCUCAAACAAAUUUUUAAAUAUCGUUUUUCACAGUUUUCGAAAAAUGCAUUCCUCCUUCGUGGUAAUGGGGGUCAAAGAUUUGGUGGGUGACGUUUCGCGCUCAAGUUCAACUUAUUUUCAAAGCUCUACAUAAAAACAUAAAGAAUGCGUGUAUCAGCGUUUUGGGAAAUUCGAAAAAAAUAAGUGAGAAAAAAACAUUUGGGGGAAGUGCGGGUUAACGAUUUGGUGGGUGACGUUUUGCGCUCAAAUUCGUUUUCAAAUAUCUAGAUUUAUUAACAAUAUUUAAUCGAUGUGCAGUUCAGAAAAUAUAUAAGACAAAAUCACACUGACUCAGAACUAUACAUUCAUAUUUAUAUACAACAUAAAUUAAUAAUAUGAAAUUUAAAAAAAAAAUAAUAAUAUGGCUGAAUACAAACCCCAGCAAACAAUGCGGCAGUGCCUUUUGACUACAAGCAAAUAAAAAAAAUUAAUAUAUGUACUUAUGUAAUAGAAUAAAAAAUAUAUGUUAGAGUUUGUGGUAAAAAAUAAUCAUCGAAACAAAAACAUGAAAAAUAAAAGAAAGAAAAAACAAAGCCAAUAUUUAAACAGAAAGUAUGACAACUAAAGAUACAAUAUGUAGGGUCGUCAAAUCGGAAAUAAAACAUUUUAAUAGUCCCUCAACAGCGAUAAAAACGUACCUCUCGGCAAUAUAUAUCCCCAAUGCCAACCUACGUUGUCCUGUCACAGACGAAUGGCAGCCGAAGUUACGUUCAAUUGCACAAAUAGGUCGUAUCUGUAGUAUACGGUGGUUUCCAUGUAGUCUAUUGAAAUCAAUGUUAAUUUUAAUGAAUUAAUUGAUAUUGUAAUUUAUUUAUAAUUUUAUGUAUGCAAUGGUAAAUAAAAUACAAGCAUCUGCUUAAGUGCCAUCACA